CGGAAGUGUUCUGUCCUUUCAUCCGGCGGCGACAACACGUUCCCAUGUCUGUAACUUGGAUUUUAUGAAGUCCGUUUGUAACAUCGCGGUUGAAUUACUCAAACCCGGAGCCGCUCACAGUCCGGCCGCAGCUCACAGUCGACUCGGAGCAGAGAUGUGUAAAGAGCUCAAGACCAAAGUGCUGCGUUUACUGCCGCCGACCUCCAAUGGGCCGUCUGUUCACCAGGGGGAUCAAACAGAUGGUGCUGAAAUCCUGAGUUGCACGGUGAAGGCUCUGAAGGAGGGUCACGUGGUUGCUGUGCCCACGGACACCAUCUACGGCCUGGCAUGUCUGGCCCAGAACUCCGAAGCCAUCAGAAAAACCUACGACAUCAAAGGACGUAAUGGACAGAAGCCGCUCGCCAUCUGUGUCGGAGAAACUCAGGAUAUCUAUAAGUACUGUAAGGUGCCGGUAAAGGAACCACUGCUAGAGGACCUGCUGCCUGGUCCCGUCACUCUGGUGUUUGAAAGAUCUGAAGUGCUGAACACAGAUCUCAACCCCUUUACUUCGCUUGUAGGUGUGCGUAUCCCAGACCACGCCUUCAUGAGACGCCUCUGCCAGAUGUGUGGGGAACCCCUCGCACUUACCAGCGCUAACAUCAGCUCACACACCAGCACUGUGGCCGUACAUGAGUUUCAGGAACUGUGGCCCAAACUAGCAGUGGUGGUCGAUGAAGGACCAAUAGGAGAUCAGAGCCGCCUCGGAUCAACAGUGGUCAACUUAUCUGUGCGGGGCAAAUACAGCAUCAUCAGACCCGGCUGUGCCCUUUCUUGUACGGUUGACGUGCUGGAGCACAAAUAUGGACUGUCAGAGGAAUGACCUUUGAACUCUCCACACUCCACAACAAACGCCAAGACGCACAAUGAGCGUUGACCCCGGGUGUCCUCAGACAAGAUGAAUCCUGUCUGAAUGUCCACAUGGAAGAAUUUGCCUUUCCCGGGAAAGACUAGAACUCAGGAACAACUUGAGCGUUAAACCGCUGAUGGCCGAUAUCAUUCUAGUAGUUGCUUUAGGGUCUGGACUUUUUUUGGUUUUAUGAUGACCAUAUUUCCGCCUUACUAUGGGUCUACCAUUAUGGGAUUAUGUAGGAUUUUAAGUGUCACAGUUCUCUACCAUUUUAUUCAGAAAACUAGAACAAUGUCAGCUAUAUAGGAUUUAAACUAAAUCUUUUUGUAUUUUCAACAUGGCUUAACCAAGAAUACAAUGUUUUGUUUUGUUUUGUUUUUGUAUUUUUUGACUUAAUAUGUUAGAGGUGUAGUAGGCAACUGUUUAAUGGCCAGAAAACUUCUAAGUGAUUCUGUGAAUCGCAUUGACUAUACAUCAGAUCUUUUUGAGUCCAGAACUAUUUUUCAAUAAAUUAUGAAUCCCCUUUUAUUUAUUUCAUCCACGUCAGUUUAACAGUGGUUUGCAUUGCAAUUGGUCUCCUUCCAGUUACAAUAACGGUUUUAUGAAACUUAAACUACAAUACAUUUACAAGAUGAAAAAUACUGUAAUAUUUCAAAGUGUUGAUGCAGUGUGAAAUUCAUCUGUCCUCUUGCAGGUUAAAACCUGGAGCGUUUUUUGAAGUUCUCAUCACCUGCUGUUAACUGGUUAUGACGAAUUGUACAACCUUAUACACCAAUAAAACUUUUUCUGUAAGAGUCUUA
Dicentrarchus labrax (European seabass) is the source of this 1686-nucleotide messenger RNA. It is a transcript of the gene yrdc, whose product is annotated as yrdC N(6)-threonylcarbamoyltransferase domain containing. Gene Ontology annotation, cellular component: cytoplasm. Gene Ontology annotation, molecular function: nucleotidyltransferase activity; double-stranded RNA binding; tRNA binding. The coding region runs from base 65 to 859 and encodes 264 amino acids. The record is from RefSeq and is a predicted model, not a curated record. Gene Ontology annotation, biological process: regulation of translational fidelity. NCBI's taxonomy places the organism in Eukaryota, Metazoa, Chordata, Actinopteri, Moronidae. The transcript has 6 exons.